AUGAUAAGACGAUGCCAAAGUGAAAACAUCAAGAACAAACAAAGAAAUUAUAAAGCAAAGCGCUGUAAAAUUACCUCUUAUGAAAGGGAGCAUAAGUCCAAGAUAUAUACUAUAAAUAUAAUAAUAUUGAAAGAUUUUUCCAAGAUGCGGAAUUUCAUCGACAAUGAAAAAACGAAGAGCAUAAAACUAUUUUUUAUGAACGUCAUCGUUAUAAUCCUCUAG
Plasmodium inui San Antonio 1 is the source of this 222-nucleotide messenger RNA. RefSeq lists its product as hypothetical. The record is from RefSeq and is a predicted model, not a curated record. Bases 1 to 222 code for a protein of 73 amino acids. Lineage: Eukaryota; Apicomplexa; Aconoidasida; Haemosporida; Plasmodiidae. The transcript has 2 exons.